AUGCUAGGCUUCCGCCUCCGGAAAUUGUUCUGGACGACAAUCCUUCUUCUGCUCCUGUACUUUGUAGUCUUCGGAUGUCGUUCGGCCACGCCCUCUCUGAACGCCGUGGUGCAAGUGGCAUGUGCACAUUUGAACAGACUGGUUUAUCCGUUGUGGGAUACCCUUACGCCAAAAGUGGCUGCUUUUGAUGAAAUGAUCGGCUUGUCGAAGUCUGUUGCUCCAUAUGUGGAUGUUGCCGUAGAGAAAGUGCGGCUGGUGGAUCAAUCGUACCACUUGUCUGAGUAUACGGUGAAAGCAGCUCAUUCUGUACAUGUGGCUGCCACCCGUUCGAUGAAAUUCGUAGUGAAGGCACAGAAGUCGGUUUCUGCCUUUUAUUUUUACAAAUUACACCCCUCGGUGUGCUACUACGGGGGCAAGUAUAAGUUGGCCUUGGAGUAUGCGGUAGAGAAGGUGUGGACUGUGACUCGUUCUCAGACAUUGUACGCGGCCCGGAAAUUCCACAUUUGGUCCCGUUAUUUUUACUUUACGCGAGUUGCUCCGUUCAUCUCAUGGGUCGUUGACUCCAUUUCUGAGAACGAGCACUUCAUCCUGGUCUGUAAGAAGUUGCACCUCGACUGGGCUGCCUCCGAGCUUGCUCGUCUUUUCCACAAACUUAAACUCAAGUCUGUCGUGAUCAAUACUGCCAUCCAGGAGAAAACUGAAUUUCUCCGUGGCGAGUUCGGCGCUUUGCACAAGUUUAACGACUUCAGAAAGAGCUUCCAACUCAACACAAAGAAAAAUUUUCAGAUGGUCAUGGAUCUCACACAAGAUCUCGCUGGAGUACACAAGCAACCUACGCCUGAAGAGACUGUUGUAGAAGAGGAAUCUCUGGGUGAAUCAUCGGAUGAGGAGGAUGUUACGGUCACCCUCACCAAGACUUUGACCGAGUUCAAGACUCUGCAAAUGACUUCCUUAGCAACAUCCCAAGAAACUCCAGUAUCUUCCUCUACUCCUCUGCAAAUGACCAGCUCAGCAACAUCCCAAGAAACUUUGGUAUCUUCCCCUGCUUCAAGCGCCGUCAAUUCGACUGACACUAACAUUUCUGUAGCGGGUGAUGAUAUUGUAUCAUUUGAUAAUGACAUUCAAGGGCAGGUCAACUAUGAGCUUAGCCACUGGGAGGACAAAAUCAACUCGACUUUGGAGUUGGCAGAAGCAAGCCUCGUUGCUGACUUUGCUCCAUACUUGCAACGCAGAAUUUCGGAAAUCAAAGAGGCUUUCUCCGCCAACUUCACCAACUUGCAAACGGAUAAUUACUUGCGCUACAAGGUCAUGAAUGAGCUUAUCGCGGCAAUCGACAAAGAUUCAGAGUACAUCCGCACGCACCAAACUAUCAUUGCCGAACCAAAGGUUGAUAGACAGAUCAUGAGAGACAAAAUUCAAGAAGCUCGUGAUAUUGUCGAGGAGCAAAUGGACAUUGCAGACGCAGAGCUCAGUAAAGCUCAUACUGAAAUUCUUACGGCUUACUUUGAGGUCGCUCAAAAUACCGUCGACGUCUUGGAAUCUUUUGCCGAGACAACAAUUCUGGACUUUUCUAACCGUUUGAAGAUCGUCAUUGAUUAUGUGUCACAAAAGCCAGGCUACGAUGAUAAGAUUUCUUGGUCUGCGUGGAAAAAAUUCCAUCAGAUUAAAGAAUCCAUUUUCCAGAUUCGCGACAAGAUUUUUGAUGAAGCCAUUGCUUACAAGGAAAAUCCCCAAGCACAGCAGAAGCCCAAAGCCUUGCUUGAAUGGGACGAAUACCUCCGGAACAUAAACUUCCAUAUCGGUUUCCUCGCAAGAGAUAAUGAUGAAUACUUAAGAUUAGUUCGUGCUCAAGCAAAUGUGGCAUAUCAGCAGAGGGAAGGCCUCACGUAUGAAUUAGAAGAGGCCCAAAAAAAGGCCGAAGAAGAUGCUCUUUUGGCACAACAGUUGGCCGAAGAACAAGCUCAGUUGGAGAAGGAAGCUGCUGAACAAGCUGAGUUGGCUCAAAAAGAAGCUGCUGAACAAGCUCGGUUGGAUCAAAAAGAAGCUGCUGAACAAGCUCGGUUGGCUCAACAAAUAGCCAAGGAAAAAUCUGAACAAAACUACCAAUCCGAGAGUAAUGUUGAUGUUUCAGAGGCUACUCAAGUUGGAGAGCAUCUGACCACCAUUUCCAGUCCAACAAGUUCGCAAAGCAUCAUCUCUGAUGAAGUCACAACAAUUGCUACCGUACCAGCGCCAAGUGACUCAAUCGUUGGUACCAAAACUCAUGCAGAAAGUCCAGCAUUGUCGCUUUCUGUUGAGUUCAGUCUGACCUCAACAAAUCUGAGUGCAUCUGAUAGCGAAAGCGUACAAUCAUCAGUAGCUCAAGAAUCAAGUCUCUUGGCUGAGUCAUCAUCUGUUGUUGAUUUAACUACAAAUAGCACCAUUUCUACGAGCACCAUCUCUACGAGCACCAUCUCUACAAGCACCAUAAUUGCCUCCAACGCUUCGGCUCAUACCGAAAGUCAGAUUCCUGCUUCUUCUAAAGAGGACGAUAACCUGAAUUUGGAAAAAGUGUACGAGCCAUCGGAAUUGGAUGAAGACUUCGAGUCAGAGGACCUCGAAGCCUGA
This is a messenger RNA of Australozyma saopauloensis, 2607 nucleotides long. RefSeq lists its product as uncharacterized. The coding region runs from base 1 to 2607 and encodes 868 amino acids. The transcript has a single exon. Lineage: Eukaryota; Fungi; Ascomycota; Pichiomycetes; Serinales; Metschnikowiaceae. The record is from RefSeq and is a predicted model, not a curated record.